UCUUCCUCGUCUUUUUCAGAGCUUUCUUCUGGUUGGUAUCUCUACUGCUUUCAUCGUUAGUUUGGUUCAUGGCAAGAGCCAUUACUGACAGCAAAGAUGGACCAGCACAGAAGUAUCUGCUGAUCUCUGGAGUGUUGGUCUCAGUCUUUAUUCAAGAAAUGUUCCGGUUUGCAUAUUAUAGACUUUUAAAAAAAGCAAGUGAGGGUUUAAAGAGCAUAAACCCAGAUGAGACAGCACCCUCUAUGCGACUACUGGCCUAUGUUUCUGGCUUGGGCUUUGGAAUCAUGAGUGGAAUAUUUUCCUUUGUGAAUACCCUGUCUGACUCCUUGGGACCAGGCACCGUGGGCAUUCAUGGAGAUUCUCCUCAGUUCUUCCUGAACUCAGCUUUCAUGACGCUGGUCAUCAUCUUGCUGCACGUGUUCUGGGGCAUUGUGUUUUUUGAUGGCUGUGAGAAGAAAAAGUGGUACAUCCUUCUUAUAGUUCUCCUGACCCACCUGCUGGUGUCAGCCCAGACCUUCCUAAGUCCUCACUAUGUGAUAAACCUGGUGUCGGCAUACACCAUCAUGGCGCUCAUGGGCACCUGGGCAUUUUUCGUCGCUGGAGGCAGCCGCCGGAGCCUGAAACUCUGCCUCCUCUGCCGAGACAAGGACUUUCUCCUUUUCAGCCAGCGCUCCAGAUGACCCCUGCAGGCCAGCACUUCCCAUACUGCAGAUGGCGACUUUGGAAGAAGCACAGCUGUGCCUUUUUCUAAAAAUCCCCUUUUCUGGUGGAAUCGAGAAAAGACAAAACUAUCUAGAUACGAGUCCCAUUUGCAUGGAUUUCCCGUGUCAUCUCUCCCAAGGGCUGCCUCCGUGGUGUGUCCUGGCUGCACGUUAGAAUCACCAGGGAAGACAAUACUUUGUCUGGGCUCCACCCUUCAGGCCUAAUUGACCUGGACAUUUGGCAACUUCCCCAAGCUUCCUGAAUGAUUCUGAUGUGCAGUCAGGCUGAGAGCCGUGGGGUUGGUGUCCACACAGGAGCUUCCUGGGACACCAUACAUGAAUGAGAAUCUGGCAUUUAACUGUCUCGUCCGUCACUCGGCUCAUGCUGAACAAGUCCAUAAAUGAAUGUCAAAUCCUG
This is a messenger RNA of Carlito syrichta (Philippine tarsier), 1119 nucleotides long. It is a transcript of the gene APH1B, whose product is annotated as aph-1 homolog B, gamma-secretase subunit. Gene Ontology annotation, cellular component: membrane; gamma-secretase complex; endoplasmic reticulum. The coding region runs from base 69 to 680 and encodes 203 amino acids. Gene Ontology annotation, molecular function: protein-macromolecule adaptor activity. Gene Ontology annotation, biological process: protein processing; Notch receptor processing; positive regulation of catalytic activity. NCBI's taxonomy places the organism in Eukaryota, Metazoa, Chordata, Mammalia, Primates, Tarsiidae. The record is from RefSeq and is a predicted model, not a curated record. The transcript has 5 exons.